CGUCAACCAUAAAUAGCUAGCUAGCCAGUUGUUGUUUUGGGGGAACACGAAAAGAGCUGCAAGCGGAAGAAACACCGGAUUUCAGCUUUUUUCUCCGCUCAUAUAGUUUUUAAAUUUUUUUAUACACGACUGAAAUAAUGUCUACACCUGCGAGGAGGCGAUUAAUGAGAGAUUUUAAAAGACUUCAGGAAGAUCCUCCCACUGGUGUGAGCGGAGCUCCGUCAGAGAACAACAUCAUGCUUUGGAACGCUGUUAUUUUUGGGCCUGUUGGAACACCAUUUGAAGAUGGAACAUUUAAACUGCUGAUAGAGUUUUCAGAGGAGUAUCCAAACAAGCCUCCCACAGUUCGAUUUGUCUCCAAAAUGUUUCAUCCAAAUGUUUAUGCUGACGGCAGUAUAUGUUUAGACAUUCUUCAGAAUCGCUGGAGCCCUACGUAUGAUGUUUCAUCCAUACUCACCUCCAUCCAGUCUUUGCUUGAUGAGCCAAACCCCAACAGCCCAGCCAAUAGUCAGGCGGCACAGCUCUACCAGGAAAAUAAGAGGGAGUACGAAAAAAGGGUAACAGCCAUUGUGGAGCAGAGCUGGGUAGACGUCUGAGCAUUUUUUCCCCUAUACCCUUUAUCUUCACACACACCCCUCUUCAUCAUCCCUCUUAUUCAGUCUCUCAUCAAUAAGUAACCAUAUCAAAACUCAAGUGCCACCCUGAUUUAAAAAAAAAAGAAGAAAAACACCAAAUCUGAACAGACAUUAACUUGCUUACCAAUACAUUAUAGGAAAUGUGGGAUGGUGGGGUUGAUCUUAUGUUAUGUUUUUUGAUUUUAUUUUUUUAUUGCAUGGUGUGGAAUAAGUUAUUGCUAACAAAUUUGUAAUAUAUCUUUGGUUGGACUAAAGCGGUUAAUGCCCAAGAUUUGAAAAACAUUUUUUUUGUUUUUCUGAUGAUGUGCUGGUUUGAAAAAGGACAUGCUAAAUGACCAAAUCGGCAUAUUUUUAAAAAGCUGUGGAAACGAACAAAAAAAACACGGAAAUGCCUUUUUAGAGUCCAUAGCAUCAGUUUUCCUCCGUCCAUCUGCAAAUGCAGCUGAGGAGGAACAGGUUGUCUGCUCCUGCAGAUUUCUGCUUCUUUUUGUUUUUAAAGAAUGAUUAAGUUGGGAUUCAACAAGGGUUACAGGACAACAAGAGCACAGAUGAAUCACGGCUGGCCAUGAUGGAGGUUUAUUAUUAGAGAGGGAAUAAUGUUUGUGUUUUGUUCUAAAAUGGAGAGCCCCGAAUUUUCCCUCCUAUGUUCAUGUUGGCACGAAAGGUAUGCAGGCAUGUUUAUUAAAAGCAAGAAUGACAGGAUUGGAGAAAAUAUGGUGUUAGGGAGGGAGUUUAAUGCUUCCAUAUCAUGUCUGCUGAUCCUCUGUUAUUCACACGUUUAUUUCUUCAUAGAAGAAAAUCAGAGAAGGGAGCAAAGGAGCUUUUUCCUCUUAAUGUAUAAUUUCCCUCCACAUAAAAAAUACUUUGUUCAUUUAAGGCCAGGGGCUUAAGUGUCCAUAGCUUGGAUGGUUCUAUUAAAACCAAGCUGCAUAUAUAUUAAAAAUAAGGUCAAGAGAACCAGAGAUUUAAUCAUUUGAUUUGGAAUUUUUACAAAACAAGCUAUUAUAUUGAAAAUUUAAGCAUUUUUACAAUAACUUUGUCUGCAAUGUUUAUUUUUUUGUUUUUGUUUUGUUUUUUGAUGGCGUUUCCUCUAAACAUCAUUACUACAUGACUUGCCCUACCUAGUAGCAUCUGCUCAGUAAUCAUUCAAAAGUCCCCCUUUCUUAAACGAAGAUGGUCAUAUUGUGGCUUGUGACUUAUUUCACCUAGUAAACAGAGUAUGCUAUAAAAUUUUGAGAAACAAAUGUAUACUUAAAAUAAUAUGCUGUAUAAAACAUAAUAAAACACAUUUUUCAGAC
Molecule: messenger RNA, 1933 nt
Organism: Cyprinodon variegatus (sheepshead minnow)
Lineage: Eukaryota; Metazoa; Chordata; Actinopteri; Cyprinodontiformes; Cyprinodontidae
Gene: ube2b
Product: ubiquitin conjugating enzyme E2B
Exons: 6
Coding region: 138-596 (152 amino acids)
Biological process (GO): DNA repair; protein polyubiquitination; proteasome-mediated ubiquitin-dependent protein catabolic process
Cellular component (GO): HULC complex
Molecular function (GO): ubiquitin conjugating enzyme activity
Source: RefSeq, a predicted model, not a curated record